AUGGAGAGACCAUAUAGACCGUCGAAAUCAACUGAAAUGGAGAUUUUAUAUAAAUUUGAUAAAGACAUAGAGGCAUGGUUACCAUUUGAUUAUUCAUCAACAAUACUGUUUUAUUUGAUGUAUAUACAUCAACUGAUAAGUUUGGCUACCGCAGCAUUCAUAAAUGUUGGUUGUGACACUCUCAUUUGUGGAUUACUGGUUCAUAUUUGCUGUCAAAUUGAAAUCUUGACUUGUCGCUUGAAGAAAAUUAUAUCUUAUUCUAAUGUUCUCCGCAGUUGUGUACAUCAACAUUAUCAUAUCAUCAGACUUGCGUAUAUUGUAAAUACGAAAUUUAGACUGAUAAUUAUUAUUCAAUUUAUAACAAGUACGUUGAUAAUAUGCUUUAGCCUUUAUCAAAUAAGUAAAACAACUACAAAAGCCAAAUACAUUGAAAUGACAUUAUAUAUAUCUAGCAUGUUAACACAAAUCUUCUUCUAUUGUUGGUACGGAAAUGAAGUAAAAAUAAAGAGUCAUCAAAUGAUCGAUAACAUUUUCGAAAUGGAGUGGCUAACACUGGAUAAAAGUAAAAAGAAAUCUCUAAUAAUAAUAAUGAGGCGGACAAUUGUGCCUAUUCAAAUUACUUGUGCUUAUAUUAUUCCUAUGAAUCUUGAUUCCUUUAUGGGUAUACUCAAGACGUCGUAUUCCACUUACAACUUACUUGAAAAAAUACGGUAAUUCUGUAAAAGAUUGAUGGCAAAAAUAUACUCAUGAAAUUAAAUCUUAAAAGAGUGAGA
This is a messenger RNA of Acromyrmex echinatior (Panamanian leafcutter ant), 773 nucleotides long. Its product is annotated as 4-vinylanisole receptor-like. Gene Ontology annotation, molecular function: odorant binding; olfactory receptor activity. Gene Ontology annotation, cellular component: plasma membrane. The record is from RefSeq and is a predicted model, not a curated record. Gene Ontology annotation, biological process: detection of chemical stimulus involved in sensory perception of smell; sensory perception of smell. Lineage: Eukaryota; Metazoa; Arthropoda; Insecta; Hymenoptera; Formicidae.